Messenger RNA from Pocillopora meandrina, 1798 nucleotides. The record is from the annotation of a GenBank genome assembly. NCBI's taxonomy places the organism in Eukaryota, Metazoa, Cnidaria, Anthozoa, Scleractinia, Pocilloporidae.
AUGAUCAAACGCACUGUACACCAUUUAGUGUUACUUAUACCAAAGGAUGACAUUUUGGACUUCUGAAAUGACAUUAACUCUGUACUGUUCCUAUUUUUAUAAUCUGGACUUAUUCAUUUACAAAUCCCUUUUUGUGGAGGGGAAUGUCUCGUUGAGAAGUUCUAUAAUCGAUCACUAAGUUAAUUUAUCCGCUAAUGAGAUACGUUAUAGUAAUGUCAUAACAUUAAUGUAAGUUAUUUGUCAGCUGUGGACCUAGCUGACUCAAUGGGUAAAUAUCAAAUUGUUUCGUAUAAUUUAUUAUUUGAGCAUUUCAUAACAAUGUAACUUCCUUUUAGUAAUGAACGCAGUUCUUUUAUUGUCUGGCAGUAAAGUCAUCAAUAAAGAUGUUUGAUAACAGUGAACCAAAAGCCCACAACUGACGAAACAAAAAGUAGGGUUCUGAUUUCACAAGUGAAAUGGUGUAUAUACCUGUAUUUAUCAUGCACAUUUUUUUCCUUACUAAAAAAUAACAUUCACAUUCGGGAUGUGUAUUAUACACUGAAAAUUCCCUGGACCUGCAUUUUGGAGUCCAUGAAGCAUUUAAAUAUAUUUUCCAUAAAGACCAGAAAUGGGGUUUGUUUCAUUAUAGGCAGGUGCAUGUUAUUAAGAAGUUAACAUUGUAUAUAAUAUAUUUAUCACUGACCACACUUAGAAAUGUACUCUGCAUGAAAACACACGUCAAAAUUAUUCGCAAAUUGUACCAGUAACUACAUUGCAACAUCCUUAAAAGUUUUCAUAUUUACAUUUCGUAAAUAAAUAAAUUUUUUGCAAAAUGUAAUUCAGUAGAUUUCAAGGGAAAAAUCUCUUCAAAAGGAUCCUCUUUCAAGUCUAUUAAAAUCUGCACCACUGAUCAUUUCCUCUUGUAGGCAGCAUUUUGUCAUGAUUAUAAGGAACUGCAUACAGUCCAUUAUGUCAUCAUUAGUCUCAAAACACAAGCCAAUAUUCCUGAAACACAAACCAAAAGACUGGGCACUUGCGCCGUGAUUAUCAGAGAGAGCCUCGAUUUUCCUUGUUGAACAUGGGAACUGUUUUACAAUGUGACUAAGCUAAACUCAUCGCACUUUUCGGUAUGAAAUUUUCAAUAACGUGUUUUGCAGCCAUUGGGGUUGCGAGGUAAAAUCCUGUUUUAAAUUCUGCGUAAAAUGUGGUAAUCCUACAGCCCAGAACUCUGACGAUCGUUCUUCUAGCUGUGAAAUGAUGGAAAGUCAUAGCAGCAGAACUGGAUGCUUGGAGGCUGAUCUAAGCACAUCUGAUGCUGUAUCUUCCAAAGAACCUGUUCCUAAGUUGGAUACGUUCGUGAAGAAGAAAAAAGAUGAGCAGGUGUCUCAUUUUAAGAGGAAGAACAAGAAGUUAAAGAAUGAAAAGGACGAACCAGUGACAAUAAACAUAGGAAUAAUGCGUUAUGUGGAGGAGGAAAGUAUGCUAAAGCCUCAGCAAGGAAAAAGUCUUCCCAUAAGACCUAAAACAGCAGAUAGUGAGGAGGUAUUGAAGUUAGCUGUGGCUAAGCAAUUCCUACAUAACGGAAAUGAAACUGUCUACAGCUCUGUGAAUUCCUACAAAUUGCUAUACCCAGAUGGAACUGAGGUUAAACGAAUGAAAGAAUCUAAUGAGGCAUUUAGUUUACAAUGAUACAAAACUGAACUGGGAAAGCCUUAUAACAGGUUAACAUUGUAUCUUUGUAGUUCUUCAGAUUACCUUUGAUUAUGCCUUAAAAGGCCUUGUUGAUGUCAUUUCUUAUGGCAGUGACAGUGAGGGUGAU